Messenger RNA from Hippocampus zosterae (dwarf seahorse), 5197 nucleotides. Its product is annotated as myb-related transcription factor, partner of profilin. Bases 1329 to 2810 code for a protein of 493 amino acids. The record is from RefSeq and is a predicted model, not a curated record. Gene Ontology annotation, cellular component: nucleus. Lineage: Eukaryota; Metazoa; Chordata; Actinopteri; Syngnathiformes; Syngnathidae. The transcript is spliced from 4 exons.
CCGAACUGCGAUUGGCAGCCGCGCUACCUAAUGACGUCAAUGGAGAGCGACGGUCUCCGGUUUGUGUACCCGCCGCGGAGAUAACAGCCGCGUCGAUUGUGUUUUGCCUUCCCCCUCUCUCCUCCGCGCCUCGUUGUCAUGAGCGUCGGAGGGGAUCCUCAGGCUGGGAUGAUGCAGCUCUGUCAAAACAGCUGGGCGGUCAGGUGAACACAACAGGAGCCUAUUUAAAAACGUUUUUUUUAAAACACAGGGGUUUUACAAAUUAGGGUUUGGGACGUGGACAUGCUUUUAUUGGGUGGUUGGAGUAAACAUGGAAUUGUUAUUUAAACAGGCACACAGAUUUUUGAUCCACACACAUGGAUCAAAAUGUGUGCUUGGGUUUAUGUAGAGCGCAUAUGCAACCAAAUCUCAACCCAUGUAACUCUGAAAUUGUUACUGUAUAUUUAUACAGCUGCAGCUGUCCUUAAACUGGUUUCAAUGGCUUGAAUAGUUUAAUAUUCAGUAAUUAAAGGGGAAUUAAUAGCUCUUUAAAUUCUGCUCUGUUUCCAAGAUGACUGAUGCAGUGUAGCAUGAGCUGGAAUUUAUGUCGGCCCUUUUGGUGGCACACCACUAGUGGGUUGUGCAUUUGCCUCUAAAUAGCUACACCACCACUAUCGUAUCACUAUUACCGGUAUAUAAAGCAUCAAUAGUACACAAAAACGCAAUCCAGCCGCAUGUCACUGUACCAUUUGCAUUAUCACGAGAGGUUCAGAAUGAGUAAUUAUCUAAUAACAGAAACUCAGCUUUUAAAUUAAAUACAUCAUACCCAGUAUCGUUGCAAAUUAUUAAAUCACAUCACUACAGAUGUGGUUGAACAUGACUUGCUGUCACCACCCAAUUGGAGAAUGGAAAAAUGUCCUGUGAGGAUGAAUAAGUAUUCUGAUUGGUUACACAGUGACGUGGGCCAGCACUACAUAUUGUGAAGACCCUGGACAGAUUAGAUUGACAGGUACCACAUAUGAGUUUGAAAUCUGAUAGGAUCAAAAAACAAAUCUAACAUCUACUUACACAACAGGGAGCAGUGCGACCAAGAGAAAUGCGAAUAGGCUGCUGGGCAUGGAACAAAUCUUAGAAUUUAGGUUGUAAAUGUUGAUCAGAGAUUCUGAUAGUGUUUAGCCUGGCAGAGAAGGCCUAGCUGGCCAUGACCUACCACAACAACAGUGCAGUAAGUUUAUAAUGUCUUAGACAGUAGCUCCAGUGAUACCCAGUUCCGGUGUUAAUGGGGUCACACUCGUCAGCACCAGAAUUGACCGUCCAGUCAGUUCUACGCUAAAACCGGCCCCUGACCCAUGACGGAGUACUGCGAGGACGGGGGGCUGCUGUAUGAGCAAUCUCCUCCCAUGCACAUCAAAGUGGAGUCUCCCGAGGGACACUCCGCAGGGGGGGCUUCCGACAACGGCUUCCCCAGGGAUGACGACGACUCAGAGGGCAGCUGUGACCAGAGCAGUGGACCGCACGGGGGCCUGCCCUUCAAUGUGGUAGUGGUGCACCCCAAACUCAUGGCGCCCGGCAUGUCCUCAGAUGACCUCUUGUCCAUUGAACAAAACAGAGCUAUGUCCGCUGCACUGGCUGCCAACGGCGCAGGCAAAAGAAAAAGUCGCUUCAGUGGCGCAGAGCUGGAGGUGUUGGUGUCCGAGGUGACGCGGUAUGAAGGAGAGCUGUUCGGCCCGGCGGGGAGGCUCCGCCGACGCGAAAGGGAACGCAUAUGGGCGGGAAUCCUGGAACGCGUCAACGCCGUGUCCAGAGUCCCGCGUACGCUUCGGGAGGUCAAAAAGCGUUGGGAUGACCUAAAGAGGCGCAAUGGCGGUCGGCUGGCGGACGCCCGCCACCGAAGCUGGUCUCUGCCCUCCAGCAGAGCGACCAUGCUCGGACAGUCUUCCCAGUCCAGCCCCAGGCUUCAGCAUGGCAAGCAGAAGCAAAACUCCAGACCAAAGCCCACUUUCACGUGCUUUCCUGAGUCGGACACAGGUUUUGGAGGAGAUGGCUCCGAGAAGGAUGCCUUGGACAAGGAUGAUGACAAUCCAGAGCACGAUAGAGAUGUUGGGGUUCCUGACUGUGAAGAUGAAGACAACAGCAUGGAAGACAAACUAGGCCUCGGAUUAGGUCUGGGCAUCGGCGCCCCUCCGACCUCAGAACGAUGGCUGCCUCCCUCCCCGCUGUACAGCGCCCCUUUUCUCAACGGCAGCCCGGAGCCCAGCAGUCCCCAGCCGUCGCUCGGAGCACAACAGGGACCUCUGGAAGCCCCGCCGCGCGGCUCCUGGCUUGAAGAUGAGCUACGGGGACUGGGAGAGGCAGCGAUACAGCUCGGAAAUCGCGUAGACAAAAGUUUGCGGGAAUUCGCCGACUCUUUCCGACAGGACAUGAGAACACUCGUCGCAUCGCAAGAGGCGUUGGCGCUCAGUCUCCAGCAAAACAACGUCCUCCUGCAGAGGCUUUUGGGCGUGCUGGAGGCGCAGCAGCAGCAGCAGCAACAACAACAACAUCACGUGCAACAAACGCAGUACUCGCAGGUAUCGCAGCAACAACACGUCGAACAACAUUUACAGCAACAGAUUGAAGGACCACAGCACACGGUACAACAACAGAAACGACAUCAGGUCCAGCUCCCUCGGCAUUCUGGCAGCCCUUCUCCUGGAGCCAUGGUUCCUUCCCCGUCGUCACCCGACCUACAAGCCACGUUUCCCUCGCAUCCACCCACAGGCGUGAACGGGUGCGCGCAGAAACCGCGGCGAGGAAGAGCUUUCGAUCACAGGCGCAGGAGACGACGCUGAGGACAGGAGGGACCGGGUGACAGUUAAAAGCACACACUUUGCAUACUUGAUCAGUAAGGAUGUGACAGUGAAUCUUUUUUUUUUCUAUCGCUAUAGUAUUUGGAGUUUUGCUUCAGAAAUACCAAUUGCACUUGAAAGUUGUCCUUAGAAAGAACUAUUAGACGUCAGCUUAUAGGGUGGCCUUAAAUUCAACUGUACAUAUUCUUUAUGCUAUUAAACCUCCUGACGACCGUCAUCGAGUUGAGAAACAACUCGACCACUUAAGACAUACUUGCUCCGUGUCUAGAAUAUACUCGAGGUGCUGGUGUUUACGUUCAUGCUUUUCAAAAGAGCUUGUACUGUAUUAACAACAUUGUCAUGUAAUGAAAUGUCUAACUUUUGGAGAGUAGUAUGGUUAACGGUUAGGGCUUAACAGUUUCGAAAAAUAAUGUUACAGAAUUUUUUUUUCCCCUCUCAAUAUUUCAAGGUCUUCUUGACGUGUAUUUUUUUUUCAACAAACAAGCAAUUUAAGCAAAUUAAUCUGUAAUAUCAGAUUUAUUGCACUUGGUCUGAGAGGUUAACUCCACUCAACUGUAUUUAUAACAACCACCGCUGUAUAGAAAGUGCUGUACAUGGAGCAAAAAUAAUUCAUACAAUAAGCAAUUAAACAAUAAUAAAAAUAACAGUGCAAUACACAAAAACAGUAAAACUAGAAAUCGAGUCUCAUACCGAGUAAAAAUCCAAAGAAUUAAGAUGAGCAGCGAGAGGGCGCUUGCCUAACGUUUAGUGGGAGGUCAUUCCAAAAGAGGGACCAGCAACGGAAAAGGCUCAAUCCCCUCUGCGCCUCCGCUUAGUUCUUGGUAUGUACAGUGUAUUGUGUAUAGUGGGCCAAUGAAGGGAUGCCAGAGUAGGCGUUAUGUGCUCCCUCUUAUGAUUACCAAUCAUGAGGCAAGCAGCAGUAUUUUGGAUCAACUGGAAACUCUUAAUGGAGGAUUGGCUGACUCCAAAGUAAAAUGCAUUACUGUAAUCCAGACGGGAUGUGACGAAGAAAUGAAUUACCGUACUGUUUCAAAGUGUCCUUGAGAAAGGAGAGGAUUUACUUUAGCCAGCUCCGUAAGAUGAAAGAAGCUGGAUUUUACAGCAGCAUCAAUUUGCCGGUCCAACUUAAAAUCACUGUCCAUUUUAAGACCCAAGUUCGAGACUGUUGGCUUAAGAUAAGGAGCCAGGGGGCCCAAGUCCGCAGGAUUGAAUGUACAAGGGCCACUGGAACCAAACACCAUCACUUCUGUUUUCUUUUGACUGAAAUUCAAGAAAUUCAGUGCCAUCCAGGUCUGGAUUUCCUCUUGACAGGAUAAACGUGGCCUCAGCGAAAAAGCAUCUUUUGAAUGAAUGAAAGAAAGAAAUAAAUAAAGCCUACCAACAUGAUGCAGUUUUCUUCCACAUUGCAGCCUUUGCGAUUUGAAAAUUGCAUUUGAUGACAUUGUGACUGUCAACUUGAAUUCGAUUUAUUGUUCAGCCCUAAUAUAAACAACCAUACUACUCCCAGAAAUAUGAGAAUAUUCAGCUUUCAGGUGAAAUUUCAUAAUGAACCUCGAGUGCACUCUUAACUUUUUCAGGUGAACAUAAUUAGACCUUUUCUGAAGUUUUCAGUGCACAUGUUAAACUAUUUAAUGUUUCAUAUCGAUUGUUCAAUUUUUGACAACAUGAGACCACGAUGACCCCUAAAUAUUGAUGAGCAGUACCUUGCCAUGGUGAGGGUUUAAACAGAGUACGGGGAAAUGACCAUGAGCUUUUGAGUUCAUAACCAGUUUGCAACAGAGACACUGCAGGAGUCACAAAAAGACCUAGAAAUCGAUUAUCUGUCCAUUCAUGGAUCAAACACCUGUUAGGGAUGUUGCCAAUAAACUGCUUUUGAAAUGUUAUCAGUAUAAUGUUCACCUGUAAAGUUGAGAGCGCCAUUCUGAAAUUUCACCAACCAGCCCAAUAUGCCUCACUUUUUGUGCGAAUUUCAACUGCUAUUGUAACUACAUGCCUGUGUUUUAACAGUUUCAUGGUGAAUACUUUUUCAGCUUUGGCAACACAUUAAAAAUGUGUUGAUUUCAAUGCACUCUGAGAAAUUAAAAAAAGCAGCCGUUUUUGCUCGUAUGCACCAUCAAGAAAGGCUUGAGGCUUUCACAUCACAGUCUGCUCGAGUCAAAUUUUUAGGGUGGAAAUACAGCAUACUGUACAUAAAUAUGUAGGGCAAUUAUACACCUGCAUGCAGUGCAAUUUGUGUGUAGAUUGUUGUCUAUAAUUGCAUAUUGCUAUCAUAUUUAUAGUUUUGCAGGAGGUAUAUUUUGUAGGUAUAUAUAAUGUAUUAACACACAAAUAAAAGUAAGACUGGUCGCUCACCUGUGGAGUUUGCAUGU